This is a messenger RNA of Leishmania major strain Friedlin, 738 nucleotides long. RefSeq lists its product as hypothetical. The record is from RefSeq and is a predicted model, not a curated record. NCBI's taxonomy places the organism in Eukaryota, Euglenozoa, Kinetoplastea, Trypanosomatida, Trypanosomatidae. Bases 1 to 738 code for a protein of 245 amino acids. The transcript has a single exon.
AUGGAAACGAUGAUGAAAAUAAAAACGGCGCUAAAGUUGGCGCCGUCUACCUGCGACGAGGAUUACAACCGCCGCAAACGUGAAAUGAAAGAGUUGUCCUCGGCUAUUCGUAGCUACAGCACUGCCAUGGAGAAAGCAAAAGUGUCUGUUAGGCGCCUCGUAGAAGCGCUCACCGAAGCAAGCAAGGCAUUUGAAUCGCUGUGCAACUACCCAAGCAUCCCGGAUUCCACGAAGGAUUGCGCGCUGGCUCUGGCGGCCUCUAUGAAUCGUAUCGAAGAUACGGCCUUUCCAGAGUUUAACGUCGCAAUGGACUCGACUGUCCUCACCGCUACAAAUGGGCUGAAGGCUUUGUACGACGAGUGCGAGAGGCUGGAGGGCAAGCGCAACAAGAUUAUGCACGAGUAUGAUGCAUACCGCGAGGAGGUCGCAAAAAAAGAGAUAGAAUACCUUCGAAAGUCAAAGAGCUUGUUGAAGUCGAAAUACUAUAGCACCGAGGUUGCGAGACGGAACGAGCUGGAGGCGGCCUUCGAGUCUGCGGAUCAGAAAUUUAAAGACAUCCACAACCAACUCACGCAAAGCCGUUUGGUCACAUGUACAGACGCUCUCAACGCAUUCUUGAGCUGCAUGUCGCGUAUCAUGGAGGAUAUCUCCGGAGAAUUCGAAGGGCUGAAAGGCUCUUCGGAGUAUGUGGAGCCAGUAGUGCACAAUAUAAUGUGUGAAGGGUACGAAAGCGACUGA